This is a messenger RNA of Pseudogymnoascus destructans, 747 nucleotides long. RefSeq lists its product as uncharacterized. The record is from RefSeq and is a predicted model, not a curated record. NCBI's taxonomy places the organism in Eukaryota, Fungi, Ascomycota, Leotiomycetes, Thelebolales, Thelebolaceae. Gene Ontology annotation, biological process: GDP-mannose biosynthetic process; protein N-linked glycosylation; mannose metabolic process. Bases 1 to 747 code for a protein of 248 amino acids. Gene Ontology annotation, molecular function: phosphomannomutase activity. Gene Ontology annotation, cellular component: cytosol. The transcript has a single exon.
AUGAUUAGCCUCGUUGCUUUUGAUCUCGAUGGAACGCUUGCCAUCAGCAAGCAGCCAUUGAAGGACUCCAUGGGCGAGGCGCUGGCCGACCUCCUAGCCGUUGCCCACGUCUCCAUCAUCUCAGGGGGUGACUGGCCACAGUUCGAGAAGCAAAUCGCGAGCCGCUUGCCAGCACGUGCUGAUGUGACGAAACUAUGGCUUAUGCCGACCACUGGAACCAAGCUAUACCAGAACAAGGGUGAUGGGUGGAAGGUGGUAUAUGCUGAGCUGUUCACCGAUGAGCAGAAGAAGGAUAUCCUCGAGGCAUUUGACGCUUCGCUGGAGGCCACUGGAUUCACACCAGAGAAGACCUGGGGUGAGCGAAUCGAAGACCGUGGCAGCCAGAUCACCUUCUCCGCGCUCGGCCAGGAAGCACCCAUCUCCGCGAAGCAGCAUUGGGACGCUGAUUUCGCCAAGCGUAAGGUGAUCCAGGUUGACUUGCAGAAGCGCCUGCCCGAUCUAUCAAUCAACAUGGGCGGCACAACCUCCAUCGAUAUUACAAAGAAGGGUGUUGACAAAGGAUACGGCCUGAGGAGACUGAGCGAGGCGACUGGGCUCCCGCUUGAACAGAUGAUGUUUAUCGGUGAUGCCAUCUUCCCGGGUGGUAACGACUAUCCUGCCAAGCAGAUCGGGUUGCCCACUGUCGAUGUCAAGGACCCGGAGGGCACUCUUUCGGCAAUCGCUGCCAUUGUCGCAUGCCUCUCGUAA